Musa acuminata AAA Group (dessert banana) is the source of this 1847-nucleotide messenger RNA. Its product is annotated as nuclear transcription factor Y subunit A-10-like. The transcript is spliced from 6 exons. Gene Ontology annotation, biological process: regulation of transcription by RNA polymerase II. Gene Ontology annotation, molecular function: DNA-binding transcription factor activity, RNA polymerase II-specific; DNA binding. The record is from RefSeq and is a predicted model, not a curated record. Lineage: Eukaryota; Viridiplantae; Streptophyta; Magnoliopsida; Zingiberales; Musaceae. Gene Ontology annotation, cellular component: CCAAT-binding factor complex. Bases 312 to 1133 code for a protein of 273 amino acids.
UCGAAAUGUAUCACCACCAAAUGCUUGAAGACUCACAGAGGGCACGACGGCCCCCUCUCUCCCUCUUCCUGUCUCUCACACAAUGACGCGCACGCUUGCCUCUCGUUCUUGUCUUCCGCUCUAUGCGACGGCCGCCCCGACUGAAGCGUAAUGGAAGACAAGCUGAUCGUCACAAUCAAGAAGCAGCAAGAUAUCUGAUAUAGUAGGAGUUAAGAUUUGUUGGGGUUCAGAUUUCCAAUAACUAAGGAUCUUGGCGUGAUCAACUUUUUUGUGGGAAAACUGAGGAUCAGCUACCUGCAGUAACCCGACAAAUGAAUCAUUUAGAAGACCCAAGUCAGGGGCCACGACUGGGGUUUGGAAUCCCAGAGAAAGGGGGCAAUAAUACUGCUAAGUUCACAAUAUUCCCAGACUCCAAGGAGUUGGGAGGAGAGCCGAAGACCCAGCAACAUUUUGGGCACUUCUCUCUACAGUCAUUAUUACCUGAAAAUUCAGGUUUCAAAGGAGUUGGUCAGUCUGUGGUUUGUCCAAGUCAGUCUUAUGUUGACCAGUUCUAUGGCUUAUAUGCAACUUAUGGAGCUCAAGCAAUGCAUGGACGAAUGCUUUUACCAAUGGAUACAACAGCUGAAGGACCAAUCUAUGUGAAUGCAAAACAGUUCAAUGCAAUUAUUCGCCGUCGCAAAGCUCGAGCUAAGGCUGAGAAAGAGAACAACUUGAUUAAAGUUAGGAAGCCAUAUAUGCAUGUGUCGCGUCAUCUUCAUGCAGCGCGCCGAGCUAGGGACUGUGGUGGUCGUUUUUUUAACACCAAAAAGGAAGUAAUUGCACAGGCUGGGAACACUGGUCACAAGGUGAAUGAUGUGGUGCCUCGUCUCCCUGCUGCAUCUCCAAGCUCUGAAGUCCUGCAAUCUGACAGCUUAAAUCUCAACUCAGCAAGGGGUGGGUCAAGUGGAUCAGGAUCAGAGGUGACCAGUGUGUGCACUCUCAACGAUGUUGAUCACUUUGGUGCCAUUCAGCAUCUACAUCCAUCUGUUUUGCAUUCUCUGUCAAGUGUGAUGAAUGGGGGACAAAGUACCAGUGUUAUCCACAGCAAGUGGGGUUCAGCAGCCGAUGGCUGCUGUGAUCUCCUCAAUGUCUGAUGAGAGUGAUACUGGGAGGGUUGCUGGAAGUUGCAGUAUUUGCAUCCUUAAGCCGAGUAUUUUCAGCUUGAGAGCAGUGCCAUGACCUGGUAACUUCCCCUCCAAAACUAAAUACGACCAGAUGGAAGAGCUGACUAAUGGCAUGCUAUCAUUUGGUUGUUUUUAGAAGGCAAUUCAUUCUUGGCUCAUCUUCAUCAGACUUUCAGAAUCACCAACAGUUCUAAGAAAUCUUGCAGUCUCGGGACAGUGAUGAUGGAAGUCCUCUAUGCACUGUAACAAUAUGGACAGGGCUUGUGACACCAAGUAUCAGAAGUAUUAGUAGUCAGAUACCUGUGGGCAUUGUGGCCCUGGAGUUUGCUUGCUUGAUUGAAACCUUGUUUGCUAAGUCCUUGUGACAAUGUGAAGUUGUGGCUUUGGUAUUAUUUCUCACAGUGAAAGCGGUCUUACAUUGGAUGAAUCUAUAUGUUUAGGACCUUUCAAAUAAUGUUGGUGAUCUAUUUUGCUCCAUUACAGGUCUCCUAAUGAAGAUAUUAUGACACUGAUCACAACUGAAAUAAUGGUUUGAUGUGAACAAGGUCUUCCUGAACAUUGUAAGUGCAGAUGGUUGCUCCUUGAACUGGGGACCUGAUAACAAAUCCCUUUGGAAAAUUUGCCUUUUAUGUGCAGCUAGAUCAUCAUCUGGACAUCAUUGUGGCAGUUUGGUUUUCCUUUUCA